GAGAUGAUCUUUCUUUCUUGUUACCGGCCCACGCCAUGGCAACCAUUGAUUUGUGAAAGAACCCAACAUUGGAGGAGAAGCUUUACGCGGGUCAUGUCUCCAUUAAUAAAUGAUACGGAGUGCCAAACCAGGAUCCCCUCUCAAUUCUCAUAGACCCAUUUGUCCAUUUUAAUUAGGCUAAAUGGGUGUCUGGGUGAAGGCGCUCAGGAAUAGUUUUCCCUAUUCUAGUGAUGAUGGUCAAUGCUAGUUACGCAGAAGCCCCCCUCCAAAGCAUAUAUGCGAUGCCGUGACCAUCACUUUUAUCGUGGCUUUCUUCUUUGUCAAGAAAUCCCUCUUUCAAAUUGGACGCACAACGGUCGCCCAUUCUGUCCCCUUCGGUUUAAAGCUAUCUUCUUUCGGUUCAUAGAGUCCAACGAUCAUACAGUUGGUGUGCAUUUUAUUCGAAAGCCUGCAAACGCAGCCUAGACGCAGUAGAUAUGGUGCUUCCUCUGGUAAAGCUCGGGACCCUCGCCCUAAAGACACUAUGCAAACCAAUCGCCGGUAGGCUUAAGAAAGAGGCCGGAUUGCAUCCCAGGUUCCGCCAGUUGAUUAUCAACUUUGCCCAGGCAAAUCAUCGGUUCCAAACAAACAUGCAAAGGCGCAUCUAUGGACAUGCAACUGAUGUUGCGAUCCGCCCUUUGAAUGAGGAGAAAGCUGUUCAAGCUGCUGCUGAUCUACUUGGGGAACUAUUUGUAUUUUCGGUAGGCUUCCUUCCCAAGUAUUCUUUUUAGGUUACCUGUAAAAGAAAUAUUACAUAAAUUAAAAUGCUGUGGUGUACUUAUUUA
Molecule: messenger RNA, 824 nt
Organism: Macadamia integrifolia
Lineage: Eukaryota; Viridiplantae; Streptophyta; Magnoliopsida; Proteales; Proteaceae
Product: OPA3-like protein
Exons: 2
Coding region: 477-770 (97 amino acids)
Biological process (GO): regulation of lipid metabolic process
Cellular component (GO): mitochondrion
Source: RefSeq, a predicted model, not a curated record